Blepharisma stoltei is the source of this 1679-nucleotide messenger RNA. NCBI's taxonomy places the organism in Eukaryota, Ciliophora, Heterotrichea, Heterotrichida, Blepharismidae. The record is from the annotation of a GenBank genome assembly.
AUGGAAGAGGAAUCGAUUUACAACCUAAUCCCAAAGGAGUAUGUGCCUCCUCCGAAGCCAAAGCGAUAUAAGUCCAAGUUUCCACCCGAAGCUCCACCAACAUCAAGCACAUUUGGGUAAUUUCCACGCAGCCUCAAAACAACGUCCAAAGUCCUCGGAAAUGUCGCAGGAGAUUACGAGCAUUUCGAUGGCCCGCAUCGUAGCAAAAGCCUAUCUGCAAGUUUUGGUAAAGCUAAAGGAACAGUCAAGCCAGACCCUCAAAGUUUCCGUAAAAAAGGAACUGGAACCAUGAAGCUUCCAGAAAUCACUAACAAGUUCUCAUAUACAGCAAGAGAUAAAAAGCCACCAAUUCCUAAAAAAGACGAAAAGCCAAUCCUAGGCUUAAAAACAGAUAAAAAUUUCAUCGUCGCCAAUGCAGUCGAAGUCAUCUUAAAAGCCCCAAAAACAAUGCCUGAGCCUACAAACCCUCUUAAAAAGAAAGAAUAUGGAACAGUGCCUGAAUAUUUGCAUAAGAUCAAAGGAGAUAUUGAAGAAGAAUACAGCACUUUAAGACAGUUAAAGAGAGAGCAAGAAGAAGAGCAGGAAAAACAAAGAUAUUUGAUUUAUCAAUUGGAUAAAUAAAAUGGCAUUCGGAUAGAGAGAACUAGCUUUGAUAAUUUUCUUAUGGGGAUUGGUUUUUCCAUGGAGAAAUUCUGCACAGCACAGCGGUUUUACUUUAGUCGCAUAGGGCUAGAGGAACUGCUUCUCUGCGCAUUCAAGAGGCUUAGGGUUUUUCCACUCAGCAUAUACGGGAGGGUGACCCUCAGGUAGAAUUCUUCAGGAGAAGAGUCAGGCAAGAGCAACGGCCACAUGCCAGGUUCGAAGACGACUCGACGAAUUACGAACGCGAAGAAAUGUCUGCCCAUAAGUGCGCCAUUUUAAGUGACAGAAUGGCCAGGAACGUUACCGUCAGGUUUAUUCCCUUUAUUGUAGGCACUGAACACCUAAACACCUAAUCUAAUCGUAAUCGAUUUUCCCAAGAAGAAGUUAAAGAGCUGAGAGAAGGCUUGAAGAAGAAAUGGGAAGCUGUGAAUAAAGAAUAUCAAAUGAUAAACCCAUAUUAGGAUAAAUAAAAUGGCAUUCGGUUCGAGAGAAAAUUAGCUCUGCUAAUUUUCUCUUCCUCAUGGAAUUUUAUUUAUGGGGUUGGGGUUUUCUCUCGAAAACUUCUGCACAGCAAUAGCUGUCUAACUUUGGGGAUAACCAAAGGAACAACUCCUCAGUGCGUUCAAGAUUUCGGAGUUUUACCCCUCAGCACAUCCCCAUGGGAGGAUGAUCCUUAGGCGGAGCACGCGCAGAAGCUGAGUUGAGACAGAGCGACAGCAACGCGCCGGGUGAGAUGUGCGGAGGCUGGAGGCGAAACGUCGAUGGAAGGCUUGACCGGCUGGGCUGGCCACCGCGAUUCCAAGAUGGCUCCUGACGUCACCAGUUUAGCUAAAAGGUCCAUUUUUUGGGUCUGCGGCACUAGACACCUUAAAUACCGAAUAAUUAAGUUAAGUUAAGUUAAGAUAACCCAUAUUAGAAAACCAGAUACACAAGGACUGAAGAGGAAGAAAGAAAAUUGUGAAAAAGAAUUAGCACAAUUGGAAAAAGAUAUAGCCGCACUUGACAGAGCUUAUGUGUUUGUGGACAGCACUGCAUAA